CACAUGCUUCUUCACAAUUCCUCACACACUUUCUUCAGUAGCUUAAAGCUUAUAGCUAGAUAUUUAUAGAUUUUUAUUAUAUGGCUACCUUUACCAAAUUAUUUGUUACUUUAUCUAUUUUUUCUCUAUUUGCUUGUUCUACCAAUGCACAACUUAUUGAUAAUUUUUAUGGAAAAACUUGUCCUAAACUCCAAACCAUUGUGCGUAAUGAAAUGAUCAAAGCUAUAAAAGCAGAAGCUAGAAUGGGGGCUUCAAUACUUCGUUUGUUCUUCCAUGAUUGCUUUGUCAAUGGAUGCGAUGCAUCGGUCUUAUUGGAUGACACUGCCACCUUUACCGGUGAGAAAAAUGCUGGACCUAACAAAAAUUCAGCUAGAGGUUUCGAAGUGAUUGAUACCAUUAAAACUAAAGUUGAAGCUUCUUGCAAUGGCACUGUCUCUUGUGCUGAUAUUCUAGCACUUGCAACUAGAGAUGGAGUUUUUCUGCUUGGAGGACCCUCAUGGAUAGUACCAUUAGGAAGAAGAGAUGCGAGAACAGCAAGCCAAAGUGGUGCCAAUAGCCAAAUCCCUGGGCCAUCAUCUGACCUUGCCACUCUCAUUGCAAUGUUUAAAGCCAAAGGCCUAUCAGCAGAUGAACUCACAGUCCUUUCUGGGGCCCACACCAUAGGCCAAUCAGAGUGCCAAUUUUUCAGAAACCGCAUUUACAAUGACACCAACAUAGCCAAUAAAUUUGCAACCUUAAGAAAAAAAAAUUGUCCUGUCUCUGGUGGUGACACAAAUUUGGCACCUCUUGAUAUUCUAUCUCCAACCACAUUUGAUAAUAGAUACUAUUUUGAUCUUGUUGCUUUUAAGGGUCUUUUCCAUUCUGAUCAAGAACUUAACAAUGGUGGUUCUCAAGAUUCUUUGGUUAGAUUUUAUAGUAACAAUGGUCCUGCUUUUGCUAGAGACUUUGCUACUGCUAUGAUCAAGAUGGGUAAAAUUACUCCUCUUACUGGGACUAAGGGGGAGAUUAGAAAGAAUUGUAGGUUUGUUAAUUGAUUUGUGGAUUUUGUAGGGGCAUAUCAGCAAUUGAAUAAAUAGUGAUGGAUUAAUUAUAGGCUCUAAGUCAUAAAUAUUGACUAGAUAUUCGACACAAUGGAAAUUGUUGUAUUGUUGCUGACUUUUUACUUUAAUAAUUUGAAUGUUUCUACUUCCACAAAUUAAGUUGUUUAUGUUCUUUGUACUCCGGA
Molecule: messenger RNA, 1225 nt
Organism: Cicer arietinum (chickpea)
Lineage: Eukaryota; Viridiplantae; Streptophyta; Magnoliopsida; Fabales; Fabaceae
Product: peroxidase P7-like
Biological process (GO): response to oxidative stress; hydrogen peroxide catabolic process
Molecular function (GO): peroxidase activity; heme binding
Source: RefSeq, a predicted model, not a curated record